This is a messenger RNA of Drosophila bipectinata, 1117 nucleotides long. RefSeq lists its product as uncharacterized. Gene Ontology annotation, cellular component: mitochondrion. The record is from RefSeq and is a predicted model, not a curated record. NCBI's taxonomy places the organism in Eukaryota, Metazoa, Arthropoda, Insecta, Diptera, Drosophilidae. Gene Ontology annotation, biological process: protein folding; protein stabilization; protein import into mitochondrial matrix. Gene Ontology annotation, molecular function: zinc ion binding; protein-folding chaperone binding.
CCGAUAGCCAAACAGCUGUUCUCCUUGCCCCCAUUUGGAGCAUUCUGGCGCAUCGUUUUUUUUUGUGUGCCUGGAGAAUAACAAACGCAAGUCGGCACGUGCAGCGCGUAGAACAGCGACGAACUGCAGCGUGAAAAACAAAAAAGUCAGCGUCGCCGCGGGAAUCUCGAUAUGCACAUAAACGAACUGACGUAAAAUGAACGCAUUGCGCAACAUCUUUACAUCGCGUACCCUCAACUACCUGCGCCAGAAUGGACAGAACGCCAUCCUCAACGCCACCCAACAACAGCAGGCGGAUGCAGUGCCGCUGCCGGAUGCAGAGAAGACGCUGAAGGAUGCCAAGCGCCCGUCACCGCUCUCCAUACCGCGCUCCAUUCUCGAUGCGUGCCAGUUUACGGCCAAGCCCUUUGACCUGACGCGCUCCACCACCGGCGCCCAGUCCAGUGGCUCCCUUUCGCCCACCACGCUGAAGCGAUUCCGGCGCAUGCAACGCCGCAUGGAGCUGGUGUAUCGUUGCAAGCUGUGCAACACCCGGAACACGAAGACCAUCAGCGAGGAGGCCUACUACAGUGGCGUGGUCAUCCUACAGUGCGACGGCUGUGCCGUGGACCAUCUGAUCAAGGACAAUCUGGGCCUGUUCACCAGCAGCGACGGCGACAGCAGCAUCAGCUCCGGUAUCAGUACCAGCAAGAGCAUCGAUCAGGUUCUAUCCGACCGCCAUGCCAAGGUGCGUGUGAUCAAGGUGAACGAGCACGGCGAGCUGAUUUAGGAAUCUAGUCAUGGCGUCGGGACGGACGACCGGCUGGCGCCAAAUUGUCAACCUGGGAAUCGUGUCAGAGUUGGACACACUCCGCGGGUGAGCGGACACCGUGAACCGAAACACCUCCAGCCUACAGCCUACAGCCCAGCAGCCAACCGGAGUUUUGGAUGCACUUCUCCUCCAAUCUGUUAAAUCGAUCGAAAUAGUUGUUGCUGUUGGAGCAACGAUCGCUCCUCGACCGGCUGAAAAGCAUGUUAAUAAUUCUAUACACUGUAAUUGUUGAUUCUUUACGAUUGGCAACCGGACCAUGAGUAAUGCACUGAUUAAAACGAACUCUCAGUUCGAAAGUAAAACGUA